Molecule: messenger RNA, 3502 nt
Organism: Mesocricetus auratus (golden hamster)
Lineage: Eukaryota; Metazoa; Chordata; Mammalia; Rodentia; Cricetidae
Gene: Slc38a8
Product: solute carrier family 38 member 8
Exons: 10
Coding region: 1-1299 (432 amino acids)
Biological process (GO): amino acid transmembrane transport
Molecular function (GO): amino acid transmembrane transporter activity
Source: RefSeq, a predicted model, not a curated record
AUGGAAGGACAGACCAGAGGGAGCAGAGGCCUUCUGGAGAAGCCCCUCCCUGCCACCACCAGUCCCACCCUGUCCUCACUGGGCGCCGUGUUCAUCCUCCUGAAGUCCGCCCUGGGUGCCGGACUGCUCAACUUUCCCUGGGCCUUCUACAAGGCAGGAGGCCUGGUGCCCACCUUCCUGGUGGCACUGGUCUCUUUGCUCUUCCUGAUCAGUGGCCUGGUCAUCCUGGGCUACGCAGCCUCCGUCAGCGGCCAGACAACCUACCAGGGCGUGGUCCGUGAGCUGUGUGGGGCUGCCAUGGGGAAGCUGUGUGAAGUCUGCUUCCUGACCAACCUGAUCAUGAUCUCUGUGGCCUUCCUCAGGGUAAUCGGGGACCAGCUGGAGAAAUUGUGUGACUCCCUCCUGCCCGACAUCUCACAGCCCUGGUAUGCAGCCCAGGACUUCACUCUGCCCCUGGUAUCGGUGCUUGUCAUCUUUCCCCUGUCAGCACUUCGGGAAAUCGCCUUCCAGAAGUACGCCAGCAUCCUAGGUACCCUGGCUGCUUGCUACCUUGCCCUGGUCGUCACCGUGCAGUACUACCGAUGGCCCCAGGGCCUCCUGCGCCAGCCCCGCCCUUUGCUUAGCCCGCCCCCCUGGACCUCUGUGUUUAGUGUCUUCCCCACCAUCUGCUUCGGAUUCCAGAGUCACGAGGCCGCAGUAUCCAUCUACUGCAGCAUGAGGAACCAGAGCCUCUCCCACUGGGCCCUGGUCUCUGUGUUGUCCUUGCUGGCCUGUUGCCUUGUCUACUCGCUGACAGGGGUUUAUGGCUUCCUGACCUUUGGGACCGAAGUUUCUGCUGAUGUCUUGAUGUCCUACCCCGGCAAUGACACAGCCAUCAUUGUAGCACGUAUCCUCUUUGCUGUCUCCAUUGUGACUGUCUACCCCAUUGUGCUGUUCCUGGGGAGGUCUGUAAUGCAAGACUUUUGGAAAAAGAGCUACUGGGCCACACAUGGUCCUCCAGUACUGGCUGACCCCUCAGGGCCAUGGGUUCGACUGCCACUGACCUUCCUGUGGGUGUCAGUGACACUCGUGAUGGCCUUGUUCCUGCCGGACCUCAGUGAGAUCAUCAGUAUUAUCGGUGGCAUCAGCUCCUUCUUCAUCUUCAUCUUCCCCGGUUUGUGCCUCAUCUGUGCUGUGGACACCGAGCCCAUGGGACCAAGAGUCAAGCGCUGCCUGGAGGCCUGGGGCACCCUCUCCGUGCUGGUGGGCACUUUCAUCUUUGGACAGAGCACAGCUGAGGCCGUGUUGGAGCUGCUCUGAGAGGCCUUUGGGCUCCGGCCUGAGGACCCUGUGGAUUCUUGUCCUGCCUGCUGGCUGCCUACUGAGCUGUGCUCCUCCUAUGGCUGGCUUCUGGGAUCCUGGUGAGGAAGGGCUUCUGUGACAAGUUACCACCAGCCGGUGACUCAGGACAAUCGGUACUCAUGCUACUGAGAGCUGGAGUGUUAGCUAGAGUGUGUGUGCCCCAGAAGGCUCUGGAAUGCUCCUUCCUCUGAUGGUCGCAAGAGGUCUUUAGUGUUCCUAAUUUGUAGAUGUGUCAUUCAAGUCUUUGUAUUCAUGGUUACAUGAUCAAUACCUGUCCUGUGUGUCUCUGUUUAAGUUUCCCUUUACCAAGUAGGAUGCCAACUACCCAGGCUGGGCCCAUCUCAAGUUAGGAAGCUCUUUUCUGCACGGGCUGUGCCCCCUUUUAGUUACUGAGGAUGUGUGUCUUAGUUACUGUUCCAUUGCUGUGAAGAGACACACACAUGCUCAUGGUAAGUUACAGAAGGGUUCGUUGCAGGCUUACAUUUUCAGAGGGUUAGAGUCCAUGGCCAUGGUGGCAGGGAGUUUGGCAGUCAGGUGCUGGAGCAGUAGAUUACAUCCUUAUCCACAAGCACAGGCAGAGAGAACACACUAGGAAUAGUGUGGACUUUUGAAACCUCAAAGCCCACCUCCAACAAGGCCACACCUCCUAGUUCUUUGCAAACAGUUCCACCAACUUGAGACCAUGCACUCAAACAUAUGAAUCUUUGGGGGCUAUUUUCAUUCAAACCACCACAUUCCCUCCCUGACCCCAUAGGCUUGUCGUUAUAUCAUAAUGCAAAAUGCAUGCAGUCCAAUGUCAAAAGUCCAUUAUUGGGGUUUGACUUAAGGUUAUAUGAGGAUAUAGUGAAAUUGUGACACAGCCAUGGGAACAUCCAAUGUUGAUAUUUCUCAAGAAGUAAAUUUAGAAUUCCAACAAAUGUGACAAGGAACACAGGAAUGCCUGUGACCUUCCUAAGUUUCUAGAGAAUGGUAAAUGAUGUUCCCACACCUCAGACAGUUUUCUAAAGACAAAUAACAUCGUUGUGCUUUACAUAACCUUGAACAUGCUAGGCUGUAAGGCAGGUUUUUCUGCAACUAUAAACUCACUUUGUUACCAAAGGAGCUGUAAAAAUAAAAAUGAGCCUUGUCGUGCAAAUUGCACUCAAGUGCUUGGCUGCCUUGAGUCCCUGGCUUCUCCACUUUGGUUCUUGCGGACAACAUCUCCCACCACAUUAUUUUUUCAUUCUCAACAGUUUAAAAGUCCAAAGUUUCUUCUGAGCCUCAUCUCUUAUACAACCCCCUGCAUACUUCCAACACACAAUGGCCCAGCAUAUACACUACUAUUCCAAAAGGGAGGGAUAGGGACAUAGUGGGGAAAUAUGGACCAAAGCAAGAUCGAAACCCAUCGGGGCAAACUCCAAACCCUACAACUUUAUGUCUGAUGCUAAAGGGCUUAGAUGACUCUGCUCUUCCAGCUUUGCCAACAACAACACACUUCUCUCUCUUGGGCUGGUUCCACUCCCUGCACACAGCUCUCCCUGGCAGACACCCAUUACUUUGACACCACCAACAUCUUGUGGUCUCCAGACAGUCCAGGCUUCUUCAUCUUCACAGCUCACGUGAUAGCCUCACAGGGCUUCCAUGCAGAAACUCCCCUGCCAUACACCUGGCCUUUCACAGAGGGAGAUUCCACAAUGCAUUUGCUUGCCUACUCCUGUAUCCUUCAUGACUCGAAAGCCAAAAACCGCACAACGGAUGCUGCCAAGUUCUGCUGCCUACUUGGAAUGGAGUCUGGCCCUCUCUGUGAAUUACAUUUCAUAAUCUUUGAUUUGUUGAUGCUUUUUAGGAGCAGAAAACCCUUCAGGCCUCUUCCUUUCACAAGAGGCCUGAAGGAUUUUCUGCUCCUAAAAGCAGGAUUAUCUUGGUGGGGCCUCACCCUGAGGGUACCACUUCCUUUAUUCCAGCCCUCCUUUUCUCUUUCAGCACAACUCACAGCUCCAACAUUGAAUUUCCCAAUGCCCUUUUUCUCCUCAAACUGUAUAUUUUGUAUUCCUUUUUGUCCUUUUUGCUUUUUGUCAUUGUAUACCUGCAUAAGAGUGAUCACUAACAACCGUGGGGUAGACCCAAUAUUGGGCUGUCUUGAAAUCUUCUCUGCUAAUAAAAGUAAUCUGAAACUCUUCAA